Trypanosoma theileri is the source of this 2712-nucleotide messenger RNA. Its product is annotated as putative 26S proteasome regulatory non-ATPase subunit. The coding region runs from base 1 to 2712 and encodes 903 amino acids. Gene Ontology annotation, biological process: regulation of protein catabolic process; proteasome-mediated ubiquitin-dependent protein catabolic process. Gene Ontology annotation, cellular component: nucleus; proteasome regulatory particle, base subcomplex; proteasome storage granule. The transcript has a single exon. The record is from RefSeq and is a predicted model, not a curated record. Gene Ontology annotation, molecular function: enzyme regulator activity. Lineage: Eukaryota; Euglenozoa; Kinetoplastea; Trypanosomatida; Trypanosomatidae.
AUGUCUGAUGAGAAGAAUGCUGUUACUAUCCCCGUCCUCUCAGAGGAUCCUAAAGAAAGGAAAGAAAAUGAAAAGAGAUUCCGUGAUACUGAACCAUUAAAGAUGAGCGAAGAAGACGCGCUUAUCAAGAGUCAAGUGGAAUUACUUAUCAAUCGUGCUGGGGAUAGUAAUACGGCAUUAGCUUUUACUGCCGUUGAGCAACUUAUUGAUUUAUUAAGGACACACACAGGAGGUAGCGUCGCCUCUGUUCCGAAACCACUCAAGUAUGUUCGGGCAAUGUAUGGACAACUCGAAAAAAUUCUUAAAGAAACCAAAGAUCCUUCUCUUGCGGUACGUCUUCAUGAUGUUUUAUCAUUUGUGGCUAUGACGAUUGAAUUUCCAGAUGGACGACGAGGUGCACUUGAGCACAAAUUACAGGGAACGCGGGAUGAUCUCGCACAGUGGGGCCAUGAAUACCUCCGUUUUCUCGCGGGUUCUAUCAGUGCAGAGUGGAAAGAGCGUACCAGCAAAGCCGAAGGUGUUAACGAUUUGACAGACUUUGUAAAACAGAUAGUAAGUUAUAUGGUAACUCAUCAGGAUGAACCAACUGCUGUGGAUCUUCUUAUGGAAGUUGAGGAUAUAAAUGCCAUACUUCCACUAGCUGAGAGUCAUAAUCACAGACGCAUUGCGAAUUAUUUGGCAGCAGUCAGUAAGUAUUUAACACGUCCUAUGGAUACAGCAGCACUUCGUGUGGUUUAUGAUAUUUACGUCAAGAUGGAAUCCUACACUGAAGCGAUAAUGAUAGCACUUCGUUUGGGAGAUCGUGCAUUGGCUAAAAAUUUAUUUGAAAAGUGUCAAAAUCCGGCAAUGCGUUUACAAAUGGCAUUAAGUUGUGGUCGUUAUAGACUAUUUAUUGAAAUUGACAAUGAAGAAGAAGAUUUAUUAAAUGAGGCUAUGGGGAAUAUGCAGUUAUCACAACUUUACCGCCAAGUUGCACAAGAUUUGGAUGCAAUGGCCCCUAAAACUCCUGAAGAUGCCUUUAAAACUGGUCUUGAUGGAAAAGAAGUAAUUAAUUCUUCUGACAGUUCAUUUAAAUUGGUAUGCUCUUUCGCAAGUGGUCUUUUAAACUGUGGUUUUGGAAAAGAUACCUAUUUAACAGAGAAGAGUCCUUCAUGGCCCUAUGAAUUAACAGAAAAUCGUCUCAUCGCCACUACAGCUAUGUUGGGACUUAUUCAUCUUUGGGAUCAUGCAGAAGGUUUACAAGAGAUUGAUAAAUAUUUAUAUGCAGAGGCCACAAAUAUAAGAGCUGGUGCUUGUCUUGCUGUUGGUGUUGCCAUGUGUGGAGUUACAAACCCGUUUGAUCCUGCAUUGGGUCUUCUUUCUGAAAAAGUCAACGCCCCACAAAAAGAAGUUAAAAUUGGUGCUAUCCUUGGUCUUGGUUAUGCCUACUCUGGAACUCAAAAAGAAGAAAUCAAAGAGUUACUCAUACCUACUUUGGCAGACAGUGAACAAGUAUUGGAAGUACAAUGUUUAACAGCGUUUGCACUCGCUAUGGUUUUUGUUGGUUCCACUGAUGAAGACCUUGCAGAAACCAUGUUGAAUACUUUAAUGGAAAUUCCAGAGGAAAAUCUUAAAGAUCCGGUGGUAUCUUACUUAAUAUUGGCAUUAGGUUGCUUAUUUCUUGGUAAACAGGAAGCCGCCGACACACUUCUCGACGCCACACAUGCUCUUUCACCUAUAAUAAGACGUUACACUGAAAUUGUGGUUUGCAGUUGCGCUUAUGCCGCUACUGGAAAUGUUGUUGUAAUUCAAAACUUUUUUCACGCUAUUGCUGAGAAUGAAGAUCCUGAUGAGAUAACAGAGGAAGGAGCAACAGAAGAAAAGAAACAUGAUACAACUGCAAAUAUUACACCAAUGAACCACAAAGCUGCGGCUGUUUUAGGUAUUGCAUUGGUGGCUCUUGGUGAAGAUAUUGGAGUGGAGAUGGCAAAACGAUCCAUUAUUCACGCAUUAUUGGUUGAUACAGUCAAUAAAGGACCUGCAAAUAUGUCAGGAAGAUAUGCGAUUCCGCUAGCAUAUGCGCUGUUAUCUGCGUCUAAUCCAAGUAUGCCAGUUGUGGAAACGCUUAACCGUCUUUCUCACGAUAGUGAUAUACCCACCGCAAUUAAUGCUAUUCUUGCAAUGGGAAUAGUCUCAGCUGGCAGCAAUAAUGCCCGAGUUGCAAGUAAACUACGUAAUUUGGCUUCUUAUUAUCAUAAGGAUCGAUUUGCACACCAACUCUUUUCUGUACGACUUGCACAGAGUUUUACAAUGAUGGGUAAAGGUCAUUUAACACUCUCCCCACUUCAGAAUGAUCGUGCAUUGGUAUCUCCAACUGCACUUAUGGGACUUCUUGGAUUUUUACACAGUGCCCUCCAAUAUGAAAAGACUAUUCUUGGAAAGUAUCAUUAUAUGCUUUUGACGAUUGCCCCUAGCAUCAGCCCUCGUAUGGUUCUUCCUGUGGACUCAAAGCUAGAAGUGGUGAAAGAUGGUGUGCAGGUGCGUGUGGGACUCCCUGUGGACACGGUCGCAGUGGCAGGAAAGCCCAAGACGAUUACAGGAUUUCAGACCCUCAGUACACCAGUGCUACUUAAUGCGACGGAUAAAGUGGAGAUGGCAUCGGGGAAAUAUCAUGCUGUUGCAGCAGUUGUGGAAGGCGUCUUUGUCGUCGAGGAAAAGCCAAAUGUUGAAUAG